Messenger RNA from Racocetra fulgida, 316 nucleotides. NCBI's taxonomy places the organism in Eukaryota, Fungi, Glomeromycota, Glomeromycetes, Diversisporales, Gigasporaceae. The record is from the annotation of a GenBank genome assembly.
AUGGUAUUAUCAUUUGACGGUAUUGCGCACGAUAUCCAAUUGCAAAAUAAGAUUUAUAAUGGCUUACGUCCAAGUAUUCCAGCACAUGUACCAAAAUUAAUAAUUGAAUUAAUCACCAGUUGUUGGGAUGAUCAGCCAGAUAAAAGACCAAGUUCUAGGAAAAUUCAUGAAACGAUAAGUACUUGGUAUAAUGAAAUUUUAAGCAAUGAAUCAACUGAAAUCGUUUCUCAAAUAAGAAAAUCCGACGAAAUAACUUGUGAUUUUGUAUCCUUACCAUCUCAUGUCAAAAUAUAUUCUGAAGCAAUUUAUGCCAGCA